Messenger RNA from Cornus florida, 1871 nucleotides. RefSeq names its product iridoid oxidase. The coding region runs from base 18 to 1574 and encodes 518 amino acids. The record is from RefSeq and is a predicted model, not a curated record. Gene Ontology annotation, molecular function: heme binding; monooxygenase activity; oxidoreductase activity, acting on paired donors, with incorporation or reduction of molecular oxygen. Lineage: Eukaryota; Viridiplantae; Streptophyta; Magnoliopsida; Cornales; Cornaceae. The transcript is spliced from 2 exons.
ACAACCAACCUGGGAAAAUGGAGUACUGUGAACUAAUGGUCUUGGUCCUAGCUUUACUGCUAUGGGUUGCGUGGGCCAUGGUGACCGAACGUCAACAACGCCGCCUAGAGGAGCUAGGGCGGCUGCCACCAGGGCCAAGGUGGUGGCCGGUGGUGGGCAACAUCUUCCAAUUGGGUUGGUCCCCCCACGAGUCAUUUGCCAAAUUAGCUCACAAGCAUGGUCCUAUCAUGACCCUGUGGCUAGGCUCAAUGUCCACCGUAGUAAUCUCCUCCAAUGAAGUGGCUCGAGAUAUGUUCAAGAACCACGACGUAGUCCUCGCGGGGAGGAAGAUCUACGAGGCCAUGAAAGGCGAUUAUGGCAACGAAGGGUCCCUCAUCACAGCUCAAUAUGGUCCACAUUGGCGCAUGUUGAGGCGGUUGUGCACCACGGAGUUCUUUGUCACUAGCAGCCUUGAUGCCAUGAGAGAUGUCCGCGGGAGGUGCAUUGAUCGCAUGGUGCAGUUCAUAGAAGAGGCCGGUGGUGCCGGGACGAAUGGGAUCGACGUUGGGAGGUUCUUUUUCUUGAUGGGUUUCAAUCUGAUUGGCAAUCUCAUGUUUUCGAAAGAUCUUUUGGAUCCGAAAUCGGAGAGAGGGGCUAAGUUCUUCCACCAUGCAGGGAAGGUGAUGGAGUUGGCUGGGAAGCCUAAUGUGGCAGAUUUUAUGCCAUUUUUAAGAUGGUUGGAUCCACAAGGGAUAAGAAAGAAGACACAGUUUCAUGUUGAAAGAGCGUUUGAAAUUGCUGGAGGGUUCAUCAAAGAAAGGACGGAAAUUAGUGGUGAUGAGAAUGGUUGUGGGAAAGAGAAGAGAAAGGACUACUUGGAUGUGCUUUUGGGAUAUCGUGGUGAUGGGGUUGAGGGGCCUCCUAGGUUUUCUUGGAGAACCAUCAAUGUUAUUGUCUUUGAGAUGUUCACUGCAGGGACGGACACGACUACGAGCACCUUAGAGUGGGCAAUGGCUGAGCUCCUUAAAAACCCUAAAACACUACACAAAGCCCAGGCCGAGCUGAGGAGUGUCGUCGGUCCUGACAAGAAGCUCGAAGAGAAGGACAUUGAAAACCUACCAUACCUCCAAGCAGUGAUCAAGGAGACUCUAAGACUUCACCCACCUCUCCCUUUCUUGGUCCCACACAUGGCCAUGGACUCCUGCAACAUGAUGGGCUACUACAUCCCCAAAGAAACACAAGUUCUCGUGAAUGUAUGGGCGAUCGGACGCGACCCCAAGACGUGGAAGGAGCCAUUAGAGUUCAAGCCAGAAAGGUUCCUGGGACCAAACAUGGUGGACUACAAGGGACACCAUUUUGAGUUCAUACCUUUUGGAUCAGGCAGGAGAAUGUGCCCGGCCGUCCCGCUCGCCUCCCGUGUGCUUCCAUUGGCUUUAGGGUCACUCCUGCACAAGUUUGAUUGGGUGUUGGCUGAUGGGAUUAAACCAGCAGAUAUUGACAUGAAGGAAAGGAUGGGGAUAACUCUUAGGAAAGCUGUUCCAUUGAAGGCCAUACCAAUACCAUACAAAGGGUACCAAACUCGGUUCUCAGAAUAAAGCUUGAAGUUAAGUUUGUACAUGUGUGUUCUUGCAUUACUGUAUUUUGUAAAACUAUUCAUUUUGAUUUAUGUAAGUUCAAGCGCCAAUCUUAAAUGUUUCCAAAUUAAAGGAUAGUUAUGCCCCUAGGGGCUUGGUGUUGGUGGUAAGGUAAGGUGCUGGCUUUAAUAUGUCUUAGUUUCGAACUCUAACAUUCCCAUUAUAACUUCUGAUUUAAUCGGUGCUAUUGUUAUGGGACCGGUUGUAACACCCUCGAUUUGUAAUUUGAGAGUUCUGAGUUAUGAAAUAAAUUUAAAA